This is a messenger RNA of Rhagoletis zephyria (snowberry fruit fly), 1452 nucleotides long. The record is from RefSeq and is a predicted model, not a curated record. Lineage: Eukaryota; Metazoa; Arthropoda; Insecta; Diptera; Tephritidae.
AUGGCUAUCACUGCCAAUGUGGUCAGUUCAGAAGUCUGGGAACAGAAUAAAAAGUACACCGUCUACAAGAUAGUGGUCAAGUAUGACAGCCACACUUGGAUCAUCCACCGGCGGUACAAUGAGUUUAGCAAACUCUGCGACCUCCUCAAAAAGCUCUACCCUCAUCUUCACCUGAAGCUGCCCGGCAAGAAGCUGUUUGGCAACAACUUCAGUUCCGAUUUCAUCAAAACGCGCCGCCAGGCAUUGGACACUCUGGUGCAGCGAGUCCUCGGCGAGCCACAGGUUUUAGAUGUCGCUGAAGUGAGGACGUUCUUUCAGCUCGACCGAACGCUAAAGAACAGCGUCGAAGAUGAUGACGACCACGAGGACGCCUCGAUGACCAUCACCUCAAACAGCAGUGAGAAGAUGAUCAAUCUGGGUCCCUCAGAGAAGCCCAGCGUCAAACCGAGCGACUUUGAGUUCCUGCGCACCAUUGGCAAGGGCAGCUUUGGAAAGGUCUUCUCAGCGCGCCACAAAAAGGAGGACACCAUAUACGCCAUCAAAGUACUCAACAAGAAGAUGAUUCUCAAGCGCAACGAGAAGAAUCACAUUAUGAGCGAGCGGAAUGUGCUGCUGAAGAAUCUGAACCAUCCCUUCCUCGUCGGCCUGUACUACUCAUUUCAGACCAAAGACAAGCUGUACUUUGUCUUGGACUACGUCAACGGCGGAGAGCUCUUUUUCCACCUCUCCAAAGAACGCCUCUUUACGGAGCCGCGAGCGAGGUUUUACGCCGCGGAGAUCACCAGCGCCAUUGGCUACCUGCACUCCCAGGGCAUCAUAUACCGAGACCUGAAACCGGAGAACAUUCUUCUCGACUCUGACGGUCACAUCAUUCUCACCGACUUUGGCCUGUGUAAAGAGGGCCUCCGAGAGCGGGAAACGACCAACACCUUCUGCGGCACGCCCGAGUACCUGGCGCCCGAAGUGCUGCGCAAGGAGCCCUACGACCGGUGCGUCGACUGGUGGUGUUUGGGCGCAGUGCUCUACGAAAUGCUCAACUCACUGCCACCCUUCUACAGUCGUGACAAUGCAGAGAUGUACGACAACAUUUUGCACAAACCAGUUCGAUUUCGUGCCAACAUGUCUACAGCCGCUAGAAAUAUCCUCGAGUUGCUGCUGCAAAAGGAUAAACGGAAGCGUCUGGGCGCAAUCGAAGACGCAGACGAAAUAAAGCGACACGAGUUCUUCCGGCCAAUCAACUGGGCUGACCUUGAGUCAAAGAGCAUUCCGCCGCCAUUCAACCCUAAUGUGAAGGACAACCUCGAUAUGAGAAAUAUCGACCCUGAGUUUGUGCGCGAAGCCAUUCCCAAUUCUGUGAUCAAGUCUCAAGGCAUGGGAGCCUCCAGUCUGGGCGAUAACGUUUUCCAGGGUUUCUCCUACGCCCCCGUGCACAACCACAAUCUCGGAUACUGA